Molecule: messenger RNA, 1083 nt
Organism: Aphis gossypii (cotton aphid)
Lineage: Eukaryota; Metazoa; Arthropoda; Insecta; Hemiptera; Aphididae
Product: FMRFamide-like neuropeptides 1
Exons: 2
Coding region: 496-954 (152 amino acids)
Biological process (GO): neuropeptide signaling pathway
Source: RefSeq, a predicted model, not a curated record
GCGUGCGCCGACCGGCCGACCGCCUCCGUAGCCGUUCCGCACGCGUCGGGACAACCGAGUCGUACUCCUCGUCGUCGUCGUAGUCGUCAUCGUCGUCGUUGAACAUCGUUGCUUCUAACACAAAACACAGCCGUUUCGGCUUUUACGCGCCCGACCCUCAACCGGAACGGACAUUUGAGUUUUGCCCGCAGUCGAUCGGCCAUCACACGAGUUAAUAUUUUUUGCCGAGACCGUUAUCGUGUUAUUUUCGACCGAUCCACGUCGCACUAGCCUGUUGCCGCCCGCGCGGACCGUCGACCAUAACAAUACCACCGCGCGUUAUAUUUUGAUAUACAGUAAAGAUUUAUACAGUAAAUCGUCGUCAUCGUCGUUUCUCCAUAGCAUAAUUCUCCAUAGAAUAUUCUAUAUAUCCAGCGCGUUCUAUAGAUAUAUCGUAUUAUAUAUUUAAUCGUAUAACGUACGUAUAUAUACGUGAAGAUCAUUCGUGGUGCAAUAAUGCUUUUGUGUCUGUUGCCGGUGACGUUGACGUUGGCCGCGUUGGUCACCGACGGAGUGGCCGACGCGGCCGCCGCGGACAAGCGGUUCGCCCUGCGGCCCGUGGACCCGUUGACUAGGCGCAGCGCCAUGGAAAAGAACUUUAUGCGGUUCGGCCGGGCUUUCGACUGCGGCUGGACGGCACCGUCGGCAUCGGCAGCGGCCAAGCGCAGGGACCCGUCGUCGGCGAUCGGACGCCGCGUCGACUCCAACUUCAUCCGGUUCGGCCGCCGGGACUCCAACUUCAUCCGGUUCGGCCGGGGCGAGGUGUACACGCCCGGCGACAACAAAAUACCCAGACGCCACUACGACGUGGACGUGGACGGGCUGGAAGUCCGGUUCGGCCGUUCCGGCGGCAACAUCGACCGCAGUCCGUUGGGCGCAGCGUUACCGCCGCCACCUUACGACGACCGCCGCUGAACGUCACGCGAUAUUAUAAUAUUAUUAUACAAUACACACAAUACAUAAUACAUACCUAUAUACUAUAAAUACUUACUAUAUAUUUAAAGUAUUGCUUAAAAAAAAAUAAUAAAUACGUAAUGACACAUA